CACCAACCGACAUUUACCAGCGCUAACUUGGCCAGAACAGAAGCUCAGCGGAUCUAAAGCAUUUCCAAUUACCAAUUCCAACUCCGGGAUCCAAGGAUUAACACACAAGUCGCUGCCUCUAACUCUGUAUCUGCAUCAGUAUCUGCAUCUGUGGUCGAGUGUGUGUGUGUGUUUGUGUCUGGAAGAGGAAACUGGAAUCGCUGGCGUUCUGGAAGCAGCGAGUCUGAUCGUUGUUCUUGGCCUCUUCGGGUUCUUCGGCUUCUUGGCUUCCCAAUUCCCACUUCCAUUCCCGACUUCUUGGCGGACAAUCGCGGCUGCGUGAUAUUGGCCGGAUCAGUUGAGCGAUCAGUCGACGACGAAGGCUUGCAGUGAACGCGACGUGAAGUGCUGAAACUCCAACUCCAACUACCACUCUUUUUUAGAGCCGAUUCGAACGCGCGUCCCCAAAAACGCUAAGAACCCGAUUCGUAUUCUCCGAUCGUCGCCAGUGGCAAUCAGAUAGUGCUCCGCGCUUCCAAACAAUCUAGCAAACCGAAGAAAAGAUGGCCAAAAUCGUUCUCUUCUGCCUGCUGAGCCUCUUGGCAUGCGCUGCAGGCCAACGCAUCACGACGAUCCACCUGGAUGGAGUGCAGUACUUCAUCAGCCGGAUGAACCCCUACUCCCCGGAACUGAACUACUUCCUGGCCUACCAGUACUGCCGCUCCCUGGGCCUGCAGCUGGCCUCCUUUGAGACGAAGGAGAAGGCCGAGUCGAUGACCACGUAUCUGAAGAACGCCGGUUACGGCAACUACGAUUUCUGGACCUCCGGCAAUCGCCUGGGCACGGGCAUGUUCCUAUGGAUGAGCACUGGUCUGCCGUUCAACGCCACCUUCGACUUCUUCGAGAACUCGGCGGACGCCAUCCAGGCCGGUCUGCUCGAUCCCGUCGACCAUAAUAGCAACACCUCUCCCCAGCGCACCGCUCGCGACAGCAGCAGUGGCGCCGAGAAGGGAUGCGUGAUCCUGAAGCAGCCCACUCUGAAGUGGAUGCCCGAGGACUGCUCGGCCGUGAAGGACUUCAUCUGCGAGCAGACCCGCUGCUACUACUACAACUACGGCAGCAUCCCCGUCUCGUCGGCGCAGGGACGUCCCAUCACCUCCACGACUCCACGGACUCCUGCCUCGCUGAUGGACCUGCACGUGGCCGCCACCACCACUCCGCUGCCCCUGCUGAUGUCCACCAGUGGAGCCAUGUACACCGCCGCCAAGGCCAAGUCCUCGCCAGCUGGGGGUCAAAGGUUGAUCGACGAUUCCAGCUCACAGCAGCCGUCCUUCAUGUCCUUCAAGCUCAACCACGACCGCUCGCUGCCCGACACGGACUCCACCGACGUGGAUGUGGACGACCAGGAGACGGACGUGGAGACCGAGGAGCACGAUGACCACGAGGCGGAGGGCGAGGGCUACGAGGAGCACGACGGCGACAACUUCGGAGAGCAUGCCCGCGAACUGGGCAACGACAGCACCGACGGCGACAUCAAGGAGCACGUGUUCCCCCUGAGCGACAACGAGCUCCACCCCGAGAUGCACUCGAUUGAGGAGGUGCAGCAGCAGUUGCAGCACCAGGAUCAGGACGCGGACGCGGAUGCGGAGGCGGCACCAGCCGUUCCGGCGGCGGAGGAGAACGAGGGUUCCCAGCACGAUUCGGAGGCGGAUGGCGAGCACGAACUGGAGGCCGAGGGCGAGACCGAGUCGGAGAACGAGUCCCAGGCGGCUCCCGUUCAGGCCAACGAACCAGUGAUCCUGCCCAGCUCGACGGAGUCGCCGGCUGCCGCCAUCGAAGAGCGCAUCAAGCAGAUCGCCCAGGACUUCCAGAAGAUGACCAGCUCCCAGGAGCUGCAGCCCAAGGAGGAGCUGACCCCGCAGUCCUCGCUGUCCCUGAACGACCUGAUACGCACCCUGCGACCCAACGAGCAGCAGAUCAUCCCGCAGAUCGACUCCGACUACUCGAACGCCAUGCGUGUCCUGGGCAAGCCGCUGGUGGCCAGCAACUAGGCGUGUCCCUGCCGGACGCCUCUAGCCUAAGACGUGUGUGUGUGUGUCCGUGUCCGUGUCUGUGUCUGUGUUUUUGGGUCGGGGGCUCAUCCCACCGGGCAUCCCGCGUUCCACUGAGGAAUGGACAUUUUCGAGGGCCGGCCGGACAUGUCCGAAAAUGACGCUUCUCUCUGAGGACCUCGAUGCCAGAUGACACCGGAUGACCCCGCUGAAACUAACGAUCCAGCAAGAGAUUACAGGAGCUAAGACAUUAAUCUAUAUAUUAAUAUAUAUGUAUUGUAUGCUUUAAUUGUAUGACAAACACCACAAGAAAAGGAAACUCUUGAUUAAUAAACGUAUUAAGUAAAAA
Drosophila ficusphila is the source of this 2379-nucleotide messenger RNA. RefSeq lists its product as uncharacterized. Gene Ontology annotation, molecular function: carbohydrate binding. Gene Ontology annotation, cellular component: external side of plasma membrane. The record is from RefSeq and is a predicted model, not a curated record. Gene Ontology annotation, biological process: biological process involved in interspecies interaction between organisms. Lineage: Eukaryota; Metazoa; Arthropoda; Insecta; Diptera; Drosophilidae. The coding region runs from base 543 to 2030 and encodes 495 amino acids. The transcript has 4 exons.